Molecule: messenger RNA, 3947 nt
Organism: Schistocerca piceifrons (Central American locust)
Lineage: Eukaryota; Metazoa; Arthropoda; Insecta; Orthoptera; Acrididae
Product: agrin-like
Exons: 19
Coding region: 1-3069 (1022 amino acids)
Molecular function (GO): protein binding
Source: RefSeq, a predicted model, not a curated record
AUGAAUCAGCCGUGCCGGGACGUGCGGUGCAGCGAGGAGGGCGCGGUGUGCCGGGUGUCGGCGUCCGGGCCGCGGCGGCAGGCGCAGUGCUCGUGCGGCGGCGGCUGCCGGGGCCCGCCUCAGCCCGUCUGCGGCUCCGACGGCCGCUCCCACGCCAGCGACUGCCACCUGCGGCUCGCCGCCUGCCGCCAGGGGCUCACCCUCACCAUCCUCUACAGGGGCGGCUGCCACACCGGCGUGAACCCGUGCGCGGCGGCCGCUUGCCGAGCCGCGGGCCCCGGCGCCGGCGCCGGCGGCUGGCCGCGUUGCCUGGUGUCGCCGUCGUCCGGCGAGGCGCGCUGCCUCUGCCCGCCCGCCUGCCCCGCCGCCGCGGCGCCCGUCUGCGGCUCGGACGGCCGCUCCUACCAGACGCUGUGCCACCUGCGCAGGGACGCCUGCCUGCGCAGGGACCCCGCCCUGCACGUGCUGCACGCCGGCGCGCCCUGCGGUGCGGCAGAGAAGUGCGCGUGCUCCGGCGGCGAGGUGUGCGUGCUGCGCGCCGGCCGCUCCGUCUGCGAGUGCCCCGAGUGCCCGGCCAGCGGCGGUGACGCAGAUGUCGACGACGCAGAGGGCGGCCGGGGGGAGGAGGUGUGCGGCAGCGACGGCCGCCGCUACGCCAGCCCCUGCCUGCUGCGGCGCGCCGCCUGCCUCGCCGGCAACACGCUCACCCAGGCCGCUCCAGACGUCUGCCGCACUGCUGGCGACUCAGGCCUCCGGCCGACAGAGAACGCUGGACAACUGAGGCACUGCGAAUGUGACAGCAGAGGAUCCGUGUCGGACAGCUGCGACCCUACCACUGGGCAAUGUGUGUGUAAGAGAGGCUUCACGGGGUUCAAGUGUGAGCAGUGCCAACCCGACUUCUGGGAGAGCCGCGGCGCGCGAGAUGGCGUUGAUGCAUGCGAAGGAGGUUUCCAGGACCGCGACCCGCCGGAAGCAGUGGUGAAGCAGGCGAGGAAGGGCUCCAAGUCGCCGCGGCACCUGCUGCCUCGCGGCCACAAGCGCAGCCGGCAGCCCUCCGAGCCGGAGAGGGAGCCGGGCUUCAUGGCCGACCAAGCCGUCCAGGACCUGGGCUACCGGCGCUCUGAGGCGGUGCGGGCGCCGCCGCAGGUGGUGAGCGCGCGGGUGGCGGGGGCGGCGCUGGUGGGCGAGCCGUGUGCCGCCGACGCCGACUGCGCGUCGCCGCACUCCGCCUGCAGCCAGGGCGCGUGCGCCUGCGCGGACGGCUAUACGCGCGCCACCGACGCGCUCUGCAUCCCUGAGGACAUUCCGGCCUUCGACGGAAACUCAUACAUGCGACUGAAAGCGCUGGAGGCGUACAACAAGCUGAGCAUCGAGGUGGAGUUCAAGACGUACGAGAGCAACGGCAUCAUCCUGUACACGCAGCAGGAGGACGACGGCACGGGAGACUACGUGUCGCUGGCCGUCGUUAAUGGGCGCGUGCAGUUCCGGCUGAACGUGGGCAACGGCCCGCUGGUGCUGGAGAGCGGCGAGCGCGUGUCGGACGGCGCGUGGCACCGCGCCGUGGCGGUGUAUGGCAACGCGGGCGCCUCCUCGGGCCUGGUGGGCUGCGUGCGCGCGCUGCGCGUGGGCGGGCUGCGGGUGGCGCUGUCUGGCGCGGCGGCGCGCAGGGCCGCCGUGGCGGUGCGCCGCUGCCCGCCCUGCCUCGCGGGGGACCCGCGCUGCCUGCGGCCGCCCGGCUGCCUCCGCAACCUCACCACAGGUGGUUCCUGCUCGUCCAGCCGGUUCGACCCGUGCGCCUCUAGCCCCUGCGUGGGCGGCUCGACUUGUGAGCCGCUGGCUGGGGGUGGCUUCUUCUGCAACUGCAGCCGCGGAGCCGCCUGCGACACGGAGGGCAGCACGUUCGUGGCAGCGCUCGACGGCAGUUCUUCGCUGGAGCUGGCGUGGCCCGAGGGCGCUGGAGCGGCGCUGUCGCUGGAUCUGUGGUUCCUGGCAGAGCAGCCGGAUGGCGUGCUUCUGUCUGCUGGAGGGGGAGGACGAGCUGGAGGCGGAGACUUCCUGUGGUUGGCGCUGGUCGGCGGCCGCCUUCAGCUGCGCUUCAACCUGGGCAGCGGCGCCGCCACCGUCACGUCGCCGCAGAGGGCAGAGGUCGGCCGCUGGCAGCGCGCUUUGGUGAGCCGCGCAGGGCGCAAGGCGUGGCUGAGGCUGGGCGAGGAGGGAGGGCUGCUGGCCGCGGGGGAGGCUCCGCCCCCACUCGCCAGGCUCGACCUGCGCAGCCCGCUGCUGCUGGGAGCCCCCCGCGGCGAGGGCGUCCCGGCGGCGGCGGGCCUGCGCGGCGCCGUGCAGCGGCUGUCCGUCAACGGCCGCCUGCUGGAGCUGGGGACGGCCGCGGCGCAGGCGUCGCCCUCCGUGCCGCCAUGGCGAGGGCCGCUCUGCGCGCACCCACACUGCCUGCCGCGCUGUCAGCUCGGCGGCCGCUGCAGCCAAGGUGAUCGUAACGACUCAAUCAGUGAAAGACCAGUCAAAUUUACGGGAUCUUCAUUUUUCCGCCUUCCAAAUAAAGUAAUAAAAAGGAAGAAGACGGAGCAAGCCAACCGGUACGAGAUCGUAUUCAGGACGAUGGAGUUAAACGGGCUGUUGCUGUGGCUGAGUAAAGGCAGGACGGCUACGAACCACUUCUCUCUGGCGGUCGUCAAUGGACAAGUGGAGAUGAGCUUCGGCCUGGGACGGAGGCACAAGCCGCUCCUCAUCAGGUCGCAGGUGUGGGUGAGCGACGGCGCGUGGCACCGCGUGGUGGCGCUGCGGCACCGCUGGAGGGCGGCGCUCAGGGUCGACGCCGGGGCUCCGGGGCGAGGGGCGGCGGCCGGCGGCGCCGCGGCCACGCUGCGCUCCAACGGCUGGCUCUGCAUAGGCGGGGCCCGCUCCUUGCCGCCUGGUUUGCCAAUGUCCUACUACGUCGGCUUCAAAGGCUGCAUCAGGGAACUUCUGGUGUCCAGAAAACAACUCAGCGUCCUGGAGAGAGUUGAUGAACACAAAAACUUCAUUGAAUACUGCCACGAAAACGAAGUGUGAUUGACCAUCGUGCCAACGGACAUUUGUUAUACAGUUCCUGCGUGUCAUGAAUUCAGAUGGUUUUCAAUAAUACUCUAACCGCGUGCAGUUUUUACAUGUAGUGCGCUUUCACUCUGAUUUUUGAAUGAAAGGAUGCUUUAACAAGGAGAAACUUGUUACCUGCAGAAGACUACUGACUUUUAUUUAAAUAGCCGAAAUAACCAUUACGUAAAUACUCAAAACAUUUCUUCUAUUUCAACGUUUCUUUUCUUCGUUUCCUGUUUACUUUACGUGCAUUAACAUUGCGGCGGUCAGUGUAAGGAGUGGCAGAUAGUAAUGUGAAAUGUGAUAACAUUCUAGUCCAUAUAACGUGACUGUAUGAUUUUGUGUCAAACUGUGUGACGUAUAGUAUAUGCGGAGCAGUAACUCUGGCCGAAUACCUUCUUGGAACACUAAAGACAUCUGACAGCUGCGUAAUUUUUACGUUGUAAAAAAAUUGUAAAAACAGCUGUUCUCGUCCCAACUACCGUUAAGUCCGGUAGUUGUGCGUUUGCAGUAGCCUCAUUGUUGAACUGGAUUAGAACAGUAGUACCUGGUUGUGUCUACGGACUUCUAAGCUUUAAGAUAUGUGCUCCGAAUUUCUUUUUUUAAGUAUUUGUCUCAUACUAGUAACUCCUUUAGUUUCAUGUGUACAAAAUGUAAGUUGGUUCGAGACAUGUGUAAACAAAAUAUUUUUGUAUAUCGAGAAAUAGCAAUAAUUAAUAACGUAAUUUUAAAAUCAGUGACAAUAAGGUACAAAUAAUACGUGAGCUACCAGUGGGUUGUGGAUUGCUUCUAAUGAUAGAAAAACUGCCACUGAAUCACUCUUCCAUUUUUAAGACUUGUGUUCAAAUUUUAAG